This is a messenger RNA of Leptonychotes weddellii (Weddell seal), 15300 nucleotides long. The record is from RefSeq and is a predicted model, not a curated record. NCBI's taxonomy places the organism in Eukaryota, Metazoa, Chordata, Mammalia, Carnivora, Phocidae.
AUGGUGACUGGCGGUGGUGCUGCACCUCCCGGGACUGUCACUGAGCCGCUUCCCAGUGUGAUUGUGCUGAGCGCAGGCCGGAAGAUGGCGGCUGCGGCUGCGGCGGCCUCGGGCCCGGGCUGCUCCUCGGCGGCGGGGGCGGGAGCGGCGGGGGUCUCGGAGUGGCUGGUGCUGCGAGACGGCUGCAUGCGCUGCGACGCCGAUGGGCUGCACAGCCUUUCCUACCACCCGGCGCUCAACGCCAUCCUGGCCGUCACCAGUCGCGGGACCAUCAAAGUCAUCGACGGCACCUCGGGGGCCACCCUGCAGGCCUCAGCGCUCAGCGCUAAACCAGGUGGACAGGUGAAAUGUCAGUAUAUAUCUGCGGUGGAUAAAGUUAUAUUUGUGGAUGAUUAUGCAGUAGGGUGUAGGAAGGACCUUAAUGGAAUCUUGUUGUUAGACACUGCUCUGCAAACUCCAGUUUCAAAGCAGGAUGAUGUGGUUCAGCUUGAAUUACCUGUUACGGAGGCACAACAGCUCUUAUCAGCAUGUUUAGAAAAGGUAGAUAUUUCUAGUACGGAGGGUUAUGAUUUGUUCAUCACACAGCUCAAAGAUGGUUUAAAAAAUACAUCCCAUGAGACUGCAGCCAACCACAAAGUUGCUAAGUGGGCCACAGUUACAUUUCAUCUUCCUCAUCAUGUGUUGAAGUCCAUUGCCAGUGCCAUUGUGAAUGAACUCAAGAAAAUAAAUCAAAAUGUUGCUGCCUUACCUGUGGCAUCCUCAGUGAUGGACAGAUUGUCUUACCUCUUACCUAGUGCUCGUCCAGAACUUGGAGUGGGGCCAGGCCGUUCUGUGGACAGAUCGCUGAUGUAUAGUGAAGCUAACAGACGGGAGACAUUUACCUCAUGGCCUCAUGUAGGCUAUCGAUGGGCACAGCCGGAUCCCAUGGCUCAAGCUGGAUUUUACCAUCAGCCUGCCUCAUCUGGAGAUGAUAGAGCCAUGUGUUUUACUUGUAGUGUAUGUCUCGUUUGUUGGGAACCUACUGAUGAACCUUGGUCUGAACACGAGAGACACUCCCCAAACUGCCCGUUUGUGAAAGGUGAGCACACACAGAAUGUGCCGUUGUCCGUCACUCUCGCAACAAGUCCUGCACAGUUUCCCUGUACUGAUGGAACUGACAGAAUAGCUUGCUUUGGGUCGGGAAGCUGCCCUCAUUUUCUAGCUGCUGCAACAAAACGAGGAAAGAUCUGCAUAUGGGAUGUUUCCAAACUUAUGAAGGUGCACUUGAAGUUUGAAAUUAAUGCAUAUGACCCAGCAAUUGUACAACAGCUUAUUCUGUCGGGAGAACCAAGCUCGGCAGUUGAAUCAAGGAGACCAACUUUGGCGUGGCUGGAGGACUCCUCUAGCUGCUCAGACAUACCAAAAUUGGAAGGAGAUAGUGAUGAUUUACUGGAGGAUUCAGACAGUGAAGAGCAUUCCAGAUCAGAUUCUGUGACAGGGCAUACAUCACAGAAGGAAGCCAUGGAAGUGAGCCUUGAUAUAACAGCACUCAGCAUUCUGCAGCAGCCUGAAAAACUUCAGUGGGAGAUUGUGGCAAAUGUGCUUGAAGAUACUGUUAAGGAUCUUGAAGAACUUGGGGCAAAUCCUUGCUUAACAAACUCUAAGAGUGAAAAGACAAAGGAAAAGCACCAGGAACAACACAACAUUCCCUUUCCAUGUUUAUUAGCUGGAGGUUUAUUAACAUAUAAAUCUCCUGCUACCUCACCCAUUAGUAGUAAUUCUCACAGGUCACUGGAUGGUUUAAGCAGAACUCAGGGUGAAAGUAUAUCAGAACAAGGGUCAACUGACAAUGAAUCCUGCACUAAUUCAGAGUUAAAUUCUCCUCUGGUAAGGAGGACUUUACCCAUUUUGCUUCUUUAUAGCAUCAAGGAAUCUGAUGAGAAAGCAGGAAAAAUAUUUUCACAGAUGAACAAUAUAAUGAGCAAAAGUUUGCAUGAUGAUGGUUUUACAGUUCCACAGAUUAUUGAAAUGGAGCUGGAUAGUCAGGAGCAGUUGUUGUUGCAGGAUCCUCCUGUGACUUACAUUCAGCAAUUUGCAGAUGCAGCAGCCAACCUUACCUCUCCAGAUUCUGAGAAGUGGAACUCUGUGUUUCCCAAGCCUGGGACUUUGGUUCAGUGCUUAAGGCUGCCAAAGUUUGCAGAGGAGGAGAAUCUUUGUAUAGACUCCUUAACUCCUUGUGCUGAUGGAAUUCAUUUGUUGGUAGGACUGCGGACAUGCCCUGUUGAAUCCUUGAGUGCAAUAAAUCAAGUAGAGGCCUUGAAUAAUUUAAAUAAAUUAAACUCUGCACUAUGUAAUAGACGGAAAGGUGAGCUGGAAUCAAAUCUUGCUGUAGUGAAUGGUGCAAAUAUUAGUGUAAUCCAACAUGAAUCACCAGCAGAUGUACAAACUCCUUUGAUAAUUCAGCCUGAGCAGAGGAAUAUUAGUGGUGGAUAUUUAAUACUUUAUAAAAUGAAUUAUGCCACUCGGAUAGUGACUUUAGAAGAGGAGCCAAUAAAAAUCCAACAUAUCAAAGACCCCCAGGACACAAUUACCUCGCUCAUUUUGCUUCCACCAGAUAUAUUGGAUAAUCGAGAAGAUGACUGUGAGGAACCUGUUGAGGAAAUGCAGUUAACCUCAAAGAAUGGCAUUGAAAGAGAAAAAAAGGCUGAUAUUUCUACUCUUGGACACCUGGUAAUAACCACUCAGGGAGGAUAUGUAAAAAUAUUAGAUCUUUCAAACUUUGAAAUUUUGGCCAAAGUGGAACCUCCCAAAAAGGAGGGCACUGAGGAACAGGACACAUUUGUUUCUGUCAUUUACUGCUCGGGCACAGACAGGCUGUGUGCAUGCACCAAAGGUGGUGAGCUUCAUUUUCUCCAAAUUGGAGGAACUUGUGAUGAUAUUGAUGAAGCUGAUAUACUAGUGGAUGGAUCUCUUUCUAAAGGAAUAGAACCAUCUUCAGAAGGUUCCAAACCUUUAUCAAAUCCUUCAAGUCCUGGCAUUUCAGGUUGGCCAAUAUUGGUGAUGUUACUUAAGAGCAACAGCUGGGAUGAACAUGUAUUUGAACUGGUUCUACCUAAAGCUUGUAUGGUUGGACAUGUGGACUUCAAAUUUGUUUUGAACUCAAACAUCACCAAUAUUCCACAGAUACAAGUGACGCUGCUGAAAAAUAAAGCUCCGGGCUUAGGGAAAGUCAAUGCUCUUAACAUUGAAGUGGAACAAAAUGGGAAACCGUCCCUGGUUGAUUUGAAUGAAGAAAUGCAGCACAUGGAUGUAGAGGAAUCACAGUGUCUGAGAUUAUGUCCAUUUUUAGAAGAUCAUAAAGAAGACAUUCUGUGUGGACCAGUAUGGCUUGCUAGUGGCCUUGAUCUAUCAGGGCAUGCUGGGAUGUUGACAUUAACAAGCCCCAAACUUGUUAAAGGUAUGGCAGGAGGAAAAUAUCGUUCCUUUUUAAUCCACGUCAAGGCAGUGAAUGAAAGAGGAACAGAUGAGAUCUGUAAUGGUGGUAUACGCCCUGUAGUAAGACUUCCAUCCCUAAAACACCAGAGUAACAAGGGUUAUUCACUUGCUUCACUCUUGGCAAAAGUCGCAGCAGGCAAGGAAAAAUCAUCUAAUGUUAAGAAUGAAAAUGCAAGUGGUGCCCGCAAAUCUGAGAACCUCCGGGGCUGUGACUUACUGCAAGAGGUCUCAGUCACCAUUCGGAGAUUUAAGAAAACUUCAAUUUCUAAGGAAAGAGUGCAACGAUGUGCUAUGUUACAGUUUUCAGAAUUUCAUGAGAAGCUUCUUAACACUCUUUGUAGAAAAGCAGAUGAUGGCCAAAUCACAGAACAUGCCCAGAGCCUUGUGCUGGAUACCCUUUGUUGGUUAGCUGGAGUACAUUCAAAUGGACCUGGAAGCUCCAAAGAGGGAAAUGAGAGCCUGCUUUCAAAAACACGAAAAUGUCUUUCAGACAUCGUGCGUGUUUGCUUCUUUGAGGCAGGACGAAGCAUAGCCCAUAAGUGUGCCCGAUUUCUAGCUUUGUGCAUUAGUAAUGGCAAAUGUGACCCAUGUCAACCAGGAUUUGGAUCUGUUCUAUUGAAGGCCUUACUUGAUAAUAUGUCAUUUUUACCUGCAGCGGCAACUGGUGGUUCUGUCUAUUGGUAUUUUGUCUUACUGAAUUAUGUUAAAGAUGAAGAUUUGGCUGGGUGCAGUACAGCUUGUGCAUCUUUGCUUACUGCUGUGUCCAAACAGUUACAGGACAGGCUAACACCAAUGGAAGCUUUACUUCAGACAAGAUACGGAUUAUAUAGCUCACCAUUUGAUCCAGUCCUUUUUGAUUUGGAGAUGAGCGGUUCUUCUUGUAAAAAUGUAUACAACAGCAGCAUUGGUGUCCAGUCAGAUGAAAUUGAUUUGUCAGAUGUCCUUUCAGGAAAUGGAAAGGUCAGUAGUUGCACAGCUGCCGAAGGUAGUUUCACAUCUCUCACUGGACUUCUAGAAGUUGAACCCCUGCACUUUACUUGUGUGUCCACUAGUGAUGGCACCAGAAUAGAAAGGGAUGAUGCAAUGAGUUCCUUCGGGGUUACUCCUGCAGUAGGUGGACUGUCAUCGGGGACAGUUGGGGAAGCUUCGACAGCCCUGAGUUCAGCAGCCCAGGUAGCUUUGCAGUCUCUCUCUCAUGCAAUGGCGUCAGCCGAGCAACAGCUGCAGGUGCUGCAAGAGAAACAGCAGCAGCUUUUGAAGCUUCAGCAACAGAAAGCCAAGCUGGAAGCCAAGUUACAUCAGACGACAGCUGCAGCAGCUGCUGCCGCAUCGGCAGCCUCCGCAGUAGGUCCUGUUCACAACUCCGUGCCUUCCAACCCAGCGGCGGCCCCCGGCUUCUUCAUCCACCCAUCUGAUGUUAUUCCACCCACUCCAAAAACAACACCACUGUUUAUGACUCCACCACUCACCCCGCCCAAUGAAGCAGUUUCUGUUGUGAUUAAUGCAGAGCUUGCACAGCUUUUCCCCGGCUCAGUUAUUGAUCCCCCAACAGUCAAUCUUGCUGCACAUAACAAAAAUUCCAACAAGUCCAGAAUGAAUCCACUUGGUUCUGGUCUAGCUCUCGCAAUUUCUCAUGCUUCACAUUUUCUUCAACCUCCACCCCACCAGUCCAUUAUUAUAGAGCGAAUGCAUUCAGGAGCAAGGAGAUUUGUGACCUUGGAUUUUGGCAGACCAAUACUGUUGACAGAUGUAUUGAUUCCCACUUGUGGAGACUUGGCCUCCUUGUCAAUUGACAUUUGGACAUUAGGAGAAGAGGUGGAUGGGAGGCGUCUGGUAGUGGCAACUGAUAUAAGCACCCAUUCACUAAUUCUGCAUGAUUUGAUACCACCUCCUGUGUGCAGGUUUAUGAAGAUCACUGUCAUUGGACGUUAUGGAAGUACAAAUGCCAGAGCCAAAAUCCCAUUAGGAUUUUACUACGGUCAUACGUAUAUCUUGCCUUGGGAAAGCGAACUGAAGUUAAUGCAUGAUCCUUUAAGGGGAGAGGGUGAAUCUGCAAACCAGCCAGAAAUUGACCAGCACUUAGCAAUGAUGGUUGCUCUACAGGAGGAUAUACAGUGCAGGUAUAACUUAGCUUGUCAUCGACUGGAAACUCUUUUGCAAAGUAUCGAUCUUCCUCCUCUUAACAGUGCUAACAAUGCACAGUACUUUUUGCGAAAACCAGACAAGGCAGUUGAAGAAGACAGUAGAGUUUUUUCUUCCUAUCAAGAUUGUAUUCAGCUACAGCUUCAACUGAAUUUGGCCCAUAAUGCAGUGCAGAGGCUCAAAGUAGCUCUUGGUGCAAGUCGGAAGAUGUUAAGUGAAAUGUCAGAUCCAAAAGAUUUAAUUCAAACAUCUUCCACAGAGCAGUUGCGUACCAUCAUCAGAUAUUUAUUGGACACUUUACUCAGUCUCCUUCACUCUUCCAAUGGACACUCUGUUCCUGCAGUUUUGCAGAGCACAUUUCAUGCCCAGGCCUGUGAAGAGCUUUUUAAACACUUGUGCAUCAGUGGAACCCCCAAGAUACGGUUGCACACUGGCCUUCUACUUGUUCAGCUCUGUGGUGGUGAAAGAUGGUGGGGUCAGUUUCUUUCUAAUGUUCUUCAGGAGUUGUACAAUUCAGAGCAGCUUCUCAUCUUUCCGCAAGAUAGGGUCUUCAUGUUACUUUCCUGCAUUGGUCAAAGAUCACUUAGUAAUAGUGGAGUAUUAGAAAGCUUACUUAAUCUGUUGGAUAAUUUAUUGUCACCUCUUCAGCCACAGUUACCCAUGCAUAGGAGGACAGAAGGAGUACUAGAUAUUCCCAUGAUCAGUUGGGUUGUGAUGCUGGUGUCCAGGUUGCUGGAUUAUGUGGCCACUGUUGAAGAUGAAGCAGCAGCUGCAAAAAAGCCUAUGAAUGGUAACCAGUGGAGUUUUAUUAACAAUAAUCUGCACACUCAGAGCAUAAAUAGGUCUUCCAAAGGCAGUAGUAGCCUUGAUAGAUUAUAUUCCAGAAAAAUCAGAAAGCAGCUAGUUCAUCAUAAACAGCAACUUAACCUAUUAAAAGCUAAACAGAAAGCUUUGGUGGAACAGAUGGAAAAAGAAAAAAUACAAAGUAACAAAGGAUCAUCAUAUAAACUUCUGGUAGAGCAAGCAAAACUAAAGCAGGCUACCUCAAAGCACUUCAAGGAUUUAAUUCGGUUACGUCGGACAGCAGAAUGGUCCCGUUCUAAUUUAGACACAGAAGUUACAACAACAAAAGAAAGUGCAGAGAUAGAACCACUUCCAUUUACCCUGGCACAUGAACGUUGUAUUUCAGUAGUGCAGAAACUUACGCUGUUUCUCCUUUCCAUGGAUUUUACAUGUCAUGCAGAUCUCUUACUGUUUGUUUGUAAGGUUCUUGCACGUAUUGCAAAUGCCACGAGGCCAACUAUACAUCUGUGUGAGAUUGUGAAUGAACCACAACUGGAAAGACUACUCUUACUUUUGGUUGGAACUGACUUCAAUAGAGGAGAUAUAUCUUGGGGUGGUGCUUGGGCUCAGUAUUCCUUAACUUGUAUGCUACAGGAUAUAUUAGCAGGGGAGUUGCUGGCUCCGGUAGCUGCAGAAGCCAUGGAGGAGGGAGCAGUGAGCGAUGACGUAGCUGCAACAGCCGGGGACUCCGAUGACUCCCUGCAGCAGUCUUCGGUUCAGUUGUUGGAAACUAUAGAUGAACCUUUGACACAUGAUAUAACGGGUGCACCUCCUCUUUCUUCUUUGGAAAAAGAUAAAGAAAUUGAUCUUGAGCUACUUCAAGAUCUAAUGGAAGUUGACAUUGAUCCUUUAGAUAUUGAUUUGGAAAAGGAUCCUCUUGCAGCCAAAGUUUUUAAGCCAAUAAGCAGUACAUGGUAUGACUAUUGGGGUGCUGAUUAUGGCACCUACAAUUACAACCCUUACAUUGGAGGUCUUGGAAUUCCUGUAGCAAAGCCACCUGCAAACACAGAGAAGAAUGGAUCACAGACAGUUAGUGUUUCAGUAUCUCAGGCCCUAGAUGCUCGCCUAGAAGUUGGACUUGAACAGCAAGCCGAACUUAUGUUGAAAAUGAUGUCUACCCUGGAAGCAGAUUCCAUUUUACAAGCAUUAACAAAUACAUCUCCUACGUUAUCACAGUCUCCCACUGGAACAGAUGAUUCACUUCUAGGGGGUUUACAAGCAGCGAACCAAUCCAACCAGCUUAUUAUACAGUUAUCAUCUGUCCCAAUGUUAAAUGUUUGUUUCAACAAACUUUUUUCCAUGCUUCAAGUCCAUCAUGUUCAGUUGGAAUCACUUCUCCAGCUGUGGCUCACAUUGAGCCUGAAUUCUAGUUCUUCUGGAAACAAAGAAAAUGGAGCAGACAUUUUUUUAUAUAAUGCUAAUCGAAUACCUGUCAUUUCAUUAAAUCAGGCAUCAAUAACUAGCUUUCUCACCGUGUUAGCUUGGUAUCCCAACACUUUGCUCCGGACAUGGUGCCUUGUGCUUCAUAGUCUAACACUCAUGACAAAUAUGCAGCUUAAUCCGGGUUCAAGCAGUGCCAUUGCAACUCAGGAGAGUACUGCUCAUCUGCUGGUUUCAGAUCCAAACCUGAUUCAUGUCUUAGUGAAAUUUCUUUCUGGCACCAGUCCACAUGGAACAAAUCAACACAGUCCACAGGUUGGUCCAACCGCUACACAAGCUAUGCAAGAAUUUCUCACCCGAUUACAAGUGCAUCUUUCUUCAACAUGUCCUCAGAUAUUCAGUGAAUUUUUGCUCAAGCUAAUUCAUAUACUUUCUACAGAAAGGGGUGCUUUCCAGACAGGCCAAGGACCUCUUGAUGCCCAAGUAAAGCUCUUAGAAUUUACACUGGAGCAGAAUUUUGAAGUUGUUUCCAUUAGUACUAUUUCUGCUGUAAUAGAGUCUGUCACCUUUUUAGUGCAUCACUAUAUCACUUGCUCAGACAAAGUAAUGUCUCGAAGUGGAUCUGAUAGCUCGGUGGGUGCUCGAGCAUGCUUUGGGGGACUCUUUGCGAACCUCAUUCGUCCAGGUGAUGCAAAAGCAGUUUGUGGUGAAAUGACAAGAGAUCAACUCAUGUUCGAUUUGUUAAAACUGGUUAACAUUUUGGUCCAGCUGCCUCUUUCAGACAACAGAGAAUACAGUGCAAGAGUGUCUGUGACCACCAAUACAACAGACAGUGUUUCGGAUGAAGAAAAAGUCUCAGGAGGCAAAGAUGGUAAUGGAAGCAGUAGUAGUAUUCAAGGAUCACCUGCAUAUGUGGCUGACUUAGUGUUAGCCAACCAACAGAUUAUGAGCCAGAUUUUGUCUGCUCUGGGCCUGUGUAAUAGCAGUGCCAUGGCGAUGAUAAUUGGAGCAAGUGGAUUACAUCUUACCAAACAUGAGAACUUUCAUGGUGGGUUAGAUGCCAUAUCAGUUGGGGAUGGAUUAUUUACCAUACUGACAACCCUCAGUAAAAAAGCUUCUACAGUCCACAUGAUGCUGCAGCCAAUUUUAACCUAUAUGGCCUGUGGUUAUAUGGGCAGACAAGGCUCUCUUGCUACCUGCCAAUUAUCUGAACCAUUAUUGUGGUUUAUUUUGAGAGUACUGGAUACUAGUGAUGCCUUGAAAGCAUUCCAUGAUAUGGGUGGCGUUCAGCUGAUUUGCAACAAUAUGGUUACUAGUACAAGGGCUAUUGUAAACACUGCAAGAAGUAUGGUAUCAACUAUUAUGAAAUUUCUUGACUCUGGUCCGAAUAAAGCUGUUGAUAGCACUUUGAAAACAAGAAUACUAGCUUCUGAGCCUGACAAUGCAGAAGGGAUCCAUAACUUUGCACCCCUGGGUACAAUUACAUCUAGCAGUCCUACUGCCCAACCAGCUGAGGUGCUUUUACAGGCCACGCCGCCGCAUAGAAGAGCUCGCUCUGCUGCUUGGUCCUACAUCUUUCUGCCAGAGGAGGCUUGGUGCGACCUUACCAUUCACCUUCCUGCAGCAGUGCUUCUGAAAGAGAUACAUAUCCAACCUCACCUUGCAUCUCUUGCAACCUGCCCAUCCUCAGUGUCCGUUGAAGUGAGUGCAGAUGGGGUAAACAUGCUACCUUUGUCCACUCCUGUUGUCACAAGUGGUCUCACCUACAUAAAAAUUCAGCUGGUAAAAGCUGAAGUAGCUUCUGCUGUCUGCCUUAGACUUCAUCGCCCACGAGAUGCCAGCACAUUAGGCCUUUCACAGAUUAAAUUACUGGGCCUCACUGCUUUUGGUACCACUUCUUCAGCAACAGUUAAUAAUCCCUUUCUUCCAUCUGAAGAUCAGGUAUCCAAAACAAGUAUCGGAUGGUUACGGUUAUUACAUCAUUGCCUUACUCACAUCAGUGAUCUGGAAGGAAUGAUGGCCAGUGCAGCUGCACCUACUGCUAACCUGCUACAGACUUGUGCUGCCUUAUUGAUGUCCCCAUACUGUGGAAUGCAUUCACCCAACAUUGAGGUUGUGCUUGUAAAGAUAGGACUGCAGUCCACUAGAAUUGGCCUGAAGCUUAUAGACAUUCUUCUGAGAAACUGUGCAGCAUCAGGCAGUGAUCCUACAGAUUUGAACAGCCCUUUACUUUUUGGAAGACUGAAUGGACUCUCUUCUGAUUCUACAAUAGAUAUUCUUUACCAGCUUGGAACAACUCAGGAUCCUGGAACAAAAGACAGAAUCCAGGCCUUGUUAAAAUGGGUCAGUGAUUCUGCAAGAGUGGCUGCUAUGAGGAGAAGUGGCAGGAUGAGCUACAUGUGCCCUAACUCUUCAGCAGUAGAGUAUGGUCUUCUCAUGCCAUCUCCUUCUCAUCUUCACUGUGUGGCAGCAAUUCUGUGGCAUAGUUACGAACUGCUUGUAGAGUAUGAUUUACCAGCACUGCUGGACCGAGAGCUCUUUGAGUUACUUUUUAAUUGGUCCAUGUCUCUUCCCUGCAAUAUGGUUUUGAAGAAAGCUGUUGACAGUCUACUUUGCUCCAUGUGUCAUAUACAUCCAAAUUAUUUUUCUUUGCUCAUGGGCUGGAUGGGAAUUACCCCUCCUCCAGUGCAGUGUCAUCACAGACUGUCCAUGACUGAUGAUAGCAAAAAGCAAGAUCUUACUUCAUCCUUAACAGAUGACUCUAAAAAUGCACAAGCACCUCUUGCACUAACUGAAUCACAUUUGGCGACCCUUGCGUCCUCUUCUCAAUCUCCAGAAGCUAUCAAACAGUUAUUGGACUCAGGUUUGCCUUCUCUUCUUGUGAGGAGUCUGGCUAGUUUUUGCUUUAGUCACAUUUCUUACUCAGAAAACAUUGCUCAGUCAAUAGAUAUUUCUCAGGACAAGCUCAGGCGGCAUCAUGUUGCACAGCAAUGUAAUAAGAUGCCUAUCACAGCGGACCUGGUUGCUCCUAUUCUUAGGUUUUUGACAGAAGUUGGCAGUAGCCAUGUUAUGAAAGACUGGCUCGGUGGGUCUGAAGUCAAUCCACUGUGGACAGCACUUCUGUUUUUAUUAUGUCACUCUGGGUCUGCUUCUGGAGGACAUAAUUUAGGUGCCCAACAGACUAGUGCAAGAUCAGCCUCUCUUUCUUCAGCUGCUCCAACAGGACUGACUACUCAACAGAGGACGGCAAUUGAGAAUGCGACUGUUGCGUUCUUUCUGCAGUGCAUUUCAUGCCACCCUAAUAAUCAAAAACUGAUGGCCCAGGUUCUCUGUGAACUCUUUCAGACAUCUCCUCAAAGAGGGAACCUUCCAACAUCAGGGAACAUUUCGGGGUUUAUACGUAGAUUAUUUUUGCAAUUGAUGCUGGAAGAUGAGAAAGUGACAAUGUUUCUUCAGUCUCCUUGUCCACUGUAUAAAGGUAGAAUUAAUGCCACAAGCCAUGUCAUCCAGCAUCCAAUGUACGGAGCAGGCCAUAAGUUCCGAACACUUCAUUUACCAGUCUCAACAACAUUAUCAGAAGUUCUUGACAGAGUGUCAGAUACACCAAGUAUCACUGCUAAACUAAUUAGUGAACAGAAAGAUGACAAAGAAAAGAAAAACCAUGAAGAGAAAGAAAAAGUUAAGGCAGAAAAUGGAUUUCAGGACAAUUACAGUGUUGUUGUUGCUUCAGGGCUGAAAUCCCAGUCUAAACGGGCUGUGUCAGCUACACCACCUCGUCCGCCAUCCAGGAGAGGGAGGACAAUGCCUGAUAAAAUAGGAAGUGCUUCUUCAGGAGCAGAGACUGCCAACAAAAUAAUUACUGUCCCAGUGUUUCACCUGUUCCACAAACUCUUGGCAGGCCAGCCAUUGCCAGCAGAAAUGACGCUUGCCCAACUCUUAACUCUCCUUUAUGACCGAAAACUUCCUCAAGGUUACCGUUCAAUAGACCUGACUGUUAAAUUGGGAUCUAGAGUUAUCACAGACCCAAGUCUGUCAAAAACAGACUCUUUUAAAAGGUUACACCCUGAAAAAGAUCAUGGAGACUUACUUGGUAGCUGUCCAGAAGAUGAGGCUCUCACUCCAAGUGAUGAAUGUAUGGAUGGGAUAUUGGAUGAAUCUUUACUUGAAACCUGUCCCAUUCAGUCACCAUUACAAGUUUUUGCAGGAAUGGGUGGACUGGCUCUUAUUGCAGAAAGACUACCCAUGCUAUAUCCAGAAGUAAUUCAACAAGUAAGUGCUCCAGUGGUGACUUCUACCACUCAGGAAAAGCCAAAAGAUAGUGAUCAGUUUGAAUGGGUGACCAUUGAACAGUCAGGGGAAUUAGUUUAUGAAGCACCAGAAACCAUUGCAGCUGAACCUCCACCUAUCAAAUCAGCAGUACAGACCAUGUCUCCCAUUCCUGCCCAUUCUUUGGCUGCUUUCGGAUUAUUUCUUCGUCUUCCGGGCUAUGCUGAAGUCCUACUGAAAGAGAGAAAACAUGCCCAGUGCCUUCUGCGACUGGUAUUGGGAGUGACGGAUGAUGGAGAAGGAAGUCAUAUUCUGCAAUCUCCAUCAGCCAAUGUGCUUCCAACUCUUCCUUUCCAUGUCCUUCGUAGCUUGUUUAGCACUACACCAUUGACAACAGAUGAUGGUGUACUUCUAAGGCGGAUGGCAUUGGAAAUUGGAGCACUACACCUAAUUCUUGUCUGCCUCUCUGCUCUGAGCCACCAUGCCCCACGAGUUCCAAACUCUAGUCUCAAUCAAGCAGAGCCACAGGUAUCAAGCUCUCAUAACCCUACAUCAACAGAAGAACAGCAACUGUACUGGGCCAAAGGGACUGGCUUUGGGACAGGCUCUACAGCUUCUGGAUGGGACGUGGAACAAGCCUUAACCAAACAGAGGCUGGAGGAGGAGCAUGUCACCUGUCUUCUGCAGGUUCUUGCAAGUUAUAUAAAUCCUUUGAGUGGUGCAGUGAAUGGAGAAGCCCAGUCAUCUCAUGAGAAUCGAAUCCAGAACAGUAAUGCCCUUCCUUCUGUACUUCUAGAGCUGCUCAGUCAGUCUUGCCUCAUCCCAGCGAUGUCCUCUUACCUACGAAACGAUUCAGUUCUUGACAUGGCGAGACAUGUGCCACUCUAUCGAGCUCUGCUGGAAUUGCUCCGGGCCAUUGCUUCCUGUACAUCCAUGGUGCCCCUACUGUUGCCUCUUUCUACAGAGAAUGGUGAAGAGGAAGAAGAACAGUCAGAAUGUCAAACUUCUGUUGGUACAUUAUUAGCCAAAAUGAAGACCUGUGUUGAUACUUACACCAACCGUUUAAGAUCUAAAAGGGAAAAUGUUAAAACAGGAGUAAAACCAGAUGCAUCUGAUCAAGAACCAGAAGGACUUACGCUGUUGGUACCAGACAUCCAGAAGACUGCUGAGAUCGUCCAUGCAGCUACCACCAGUUUGCGGCAGGCCAAUCAAGAAAAAAAACUAGGUGAAUAUUCAAAGAAGGUGGCUAUGAAACCCAAACCUUUAUCAGUGUUGAAAUCACUUGAAGAAAAAUAUGUGGCUGUUAUGAAGAAAUUACAGUUUGAUACAUUUGAGAUGGUUUCUGAGGAUGAAGAUGGGAAAUUGGGUUUUAAAGUAAAUUACCACUACAUGUCUCAGGUGAAAAAUGCAAAUGAUGCAAAUAGUGCUGCCCGCGCCCGCCGCCUUGCCCAGGAAGCCGUGACGCUGUCCACCUCACUGCCUCUUUCAUCCUCUUCGAGUGUGUUCGUGCGCUGUGAUGAGGAACGACUUGACAUCAUGAAGGUUCUGAUAACUGGUCCAGCGGACACCCCUUAUGCAAAUGGCUGCUUUGAAUUUGAUGUAUAUUUUCCUCAAGAUUAUCCCAGUUCACCCCCUCUUGUGAAUCUAGAGACAACUGGUGGUCAUAGCGUGCGAUUCAAUCCAAACCUUUAUAAUGAUGGCAAGGUUUGUUUAAGCAUCUUAAAUACGUGGCAUGGAAGACCAGAAGAGAAGUGGAAUCCUCAGACCUCAAGCUUUUUGCAACUCCCUGUUAAUGUAAAAUUCACUAAACUGAGUUUUGUGGAGACAAAAACGUUGCGAUUGUCUUUUAAAUUUCAUUUCUUUGUAAAUUCUGACCCAAACACCUUUUGUUGCCUUGGCUGUUUUAUUCUCAAGGUUAUACACAAACACUUUUACUUGAAAAGAGUUGAGAUCAUGGCCCAGUGUGAGGAGUGGAUUGCGGACAUCCAGCAGUACAGCAGUGAUAAGCGGGUGGGCAGAACUAUGUCUCACCACGCCGCAGCCCUCAAGCGUCACACUGCUCAGCUCCGGGAAGAGCUGCUAAAACUUCCCUGUCCCGAAGGCUUGGACCCCGAUGCUGAUGAUGCCUCGGAGAUGUGCAGUGCUACAGCAGGUGCUGAGGAGACUCUAAUGCAUGAUCAGGUCAAACUCAGCAGCAGUAAAGACCUCCCCAGUGACUUCAAAUUAUGAGCUGCAUUGACGUGGACUUCACAGACACAAAGGCUUUGAAGCACAAGCCAAAUAUGUCAAUAUUUGUAUGUAAGAAACUAAUUAUGUAAUAGUUAUUGAAACUGAAACUAUACUAUGCCCUUAAGGAGAUCCAGUUUAAUUCAAGGUGAUCUUUUCUUUACCUGUACAAGAGUGUAAACUUUUUUGUGCUUUUAUUUUUCAAUUGUGAGAACCACUGAUUGGUAUGUUCAACAAAUUUGUGUAUACAAAGAAAUGGAUAAAUCACUGAUAUAUAAGGGAAACUACCUUAGGAAAGAAUGUUUACUGAAUGUUUAUUUUGUUUUUUUUUUUUACUGUAGAGUGAGGGGUUGUUAACAAAGAAUAUAUAUUGGUCAUUCUUACAACUACUAUUUAAAGUCAGCAACUUUUCACUGAAUUUGAUAGAUUUUAUGUUUGGCCAUAUCUUCAUGCUCAUCUUUGAUUUCUGAAGACCUCCUACAUACACUUAAAUAAAGGUUAAAUGGACAUACUCCCUCUUUUUUGAUUUAUUGGUACAUUUUUUUAAAUGAUAAAUAUGCCAUAAAAUGCAUUAUAGCUGGAGACUUGCACUUGUAUGGAUGAAUUUAUUACAUUCAACGUAUUUAAUUUUAUGCCUUCUAAUUCUAAGAUGCAGAAAAAAUAAAUGAACAUGAUUUUAUUCUAUGCCAACAUUUGGGCCUGUGAAUGUAUCCGUUAUUUGAAUUUAAGUAUAUGAGAAGGAAUGGUCAAUUUGAAAAGUCACUCUAAACUGAUUUUUUCCUAAAGGGCUCCUUUUUUCCUGGACUCUGGUUUUAUUACUAAAGUCACAUGUAUGUAUGAAAACACUGAGGCUCUGUAGAGCAGAGAGCAUUCCUCUCUGGUGCUGUUACAGUACGUUCUGUACCUGCCACACAGGCUCAUUUUCAUGCAAAUUCUUCUUAGAGCCAAAUAAAUAAAGACUUAGGUGUA